CAAUUUUUAAAAAAUCGAAUUUUAUCAAUUUCAAUCAUUUUUUUCUUCAAAUUUUGAGUUAUUUUAUUGAAAUUAUGGAAUAAAAUUCGUUGUAAUGGAUAUCUAAGGAAUAUCUUUGUUCAACAGAUUCAUUGCUGGUACAAUUUACUUCGAGUGGUUCAGUACAGUGAUCGUCCACCAGAGGCACAUUCCAAAUGUAUUCGUCGUGAUUUUGGUAUGCUAGACAGCAACAUCAGGAAUGGCCGCAAGCGAUGCAGAAACGAGUGGCAAAAAAUACAGAACUAUUAUAUUAGGUGCCGGUAUAGCUGGCCUCUCAGCAGCCAAGCAUUUCAUCAAGAAUAACAUGAUGGAUUUCAUUAUUCUCGAAGCCAAGGAUAAAAUCGGUGGAAGGGUAUGCGCCGUUGAAAAAGAUGGUUUGAAAUUUGAAACUGGAGCUAACUGGAUACACGGAGUGUUGGGUAAUCCAAUGUACGAAAUCGCUAUGGCUCAUGGACUAAUUGACAUCGUUACUACAGCAAAACCUCAUAAAGUAGUAGCAGCUACCGAAGAUGGCAAGCAAGUUCCUUUUACCAUUUUACAAGAAAUAUACGGCGCGUAUAUGUGUUUCUUGCAUCGUUGCGAAGAGUAUUUCCUAUGCCAGUAUUUGCCUCCGGAUGGAAUACAAAGCGUCGGCGAGCAUAUUAAUUUAGAAAUAGAAUUAUACCUAAAUAGAAUCUCAGACGCGAGUCAAAAACGUCUAAGACGAUUAUUAUUUCAAUGUUUGCUCAAAAGAGAAACAUGCAUCAGUGGUUGUGAUUCGAUGAACGAUAUCGAUUUAUUGGAACUGGGAAGUUAUACCGAACUUCAAGGCGGAAAUAUUGUAUUACCUUCAGGAUACAGUAGUAUUUUGGAACCUGUCUCUCAUGGUAUCCCUAAGGAUUCCAUUCUACUUAAUUCUCGAGUUACCGAAGUACGAUGGUUCGGAGUAGACCAUUUCGACAAAUCGGAAAGCGCCAGCAUUAACGAAUCCGGUAACGAAUCCGACGACUCUGGCAAAACCGUCAUAGAUAUAUCGGAGGAUAAAAAGUCGACUCAUAAAAUGCUCUCCGUUCCUAACACGUUGGACAUUACCGUAGGCGAAAGUGGCGUAGAAAUAGUAUGCGAAGAUGGAGUGAAAUUUCAAGCUCGAAGUGCAAUCUGUACCUUACCUUUAGGUGUACUUAAGGAAAACGUUUCUAAAAUGUUUAUACCCUCGUUACCAGAAUACAAACUAGAAUCUAUCGAUCGGUUGUUAUUCGGAACCGUUGAUAAAAUAUUCCUCGGCUAUGAUCGGCCAUUUUUAAACGUCGAUGUUUCGGAAGUUCUCCUGUUAUGGGAAAAUGACUGUGAUAAACCUAAGACUGAAAACGUUGAUUUAAGCGGCUCGUGGUAUAAGAAGAUUUACUCAUUUUCCAAAGUAACAGAAACAUUGUUACUCGGUUGGGUAUCCGGUAGAGAAGCCUUGUAUAUGGAAUCGCUGCCGGAUGAAGUAAUCGCCGAUACGUGUACCAAAAUAUUACGUAAAUUCCUCAAUGAUCCUUUUGUACCUAAACCGAAAUUCAUUCAUUGCACACGUUGGCAUUCGGAUAAAAAUAUCCGUGGUUCGUAUACAGCUAUCGCAGUUGGAGCUAGUCAAUCAGAUAUCGAAUGCGUUGCUCAACCACUAUACUCAAAAUCUAACGCCAACGAGCCUAUCUUAUUAUUCGCCGGAGAACACACGCAUUUAAAUUUUUACUCGACCGUACACGGAGCUUAUCUUUCCGGCCGAACUGCCGCUCAACAAAUCCUAGAAUCUGAUCGCGAAUCAGAGAUCGUAUUAGAUUGCGAAGGAACCAGCGACUUGAGCACUUGGAUUCGAGGCAUGUCUUUAGAAAAUUGAGUUUUGUAGUCUACUUAAAAGCCAAAGAUUUAGAAAUAACUAAUUCGCCAUUCAACGUGUUUUUUUUUUGACUUACGUCAUUCUGAUUUCUGUUCAUCACACACGCUUAUACCUAACUUGUAAUUUUUUUUUCUUUUGUAAGGAAAUCAAUUUUUUUGUAUUUUUUGUAAGAUGAUAUCACAACAUUUUCUAUCAAAAAUGUGAAAAAAUUACUUACCUACUGUAGCUUUUAUUUGACGUAAUUGAUUUAUCUGGUAAUUUUUUCUGAUUCUUUUCGUAAAGACCUCGAUCGUUGCAUUUUUUUUUAUCAUUUGGGCUUACGCUGUACUAG
This is a messenger RNA of Planococcus citri (citrus mealybug), 2228 nucleotides long. Its product is annotated as spermine oxidase. NCBI's taxonomy places the organism in Eukaryota, Metazoa, Arthropoda, Insecta, Hemiptera, Pseudococcidae. The record is from RefSeq and is a predicted model, not a curated record. Gene Ontology annotation, molecular function: polyamine oxidase activity. Bases 239 to 1897 code for a protein of 552 amino acids. The transcript is spliced from 8 exons.